CGCAUUCGGCAGAAUAACAUGAUAGUUUGAUAGACAAAUUAAUCGGUCAUUGUAAAAAGCUUUUUUAAGUUUAAUUUUUAAGUAUGAAGGUGUUCGAAGUAAAUAGCUGUUGUUUCUGUUGUCCACUUCGAUGGGGGAUUUUACUAUUUGGAUAUAUUAAUAUGGCAUUUUCCAUGUUGGCCGCUUUCACGCUAGCAGUGGAAAUUGAAAUACGGGAACGGUCAGGACGGACAGCAGUGGAAUUGACCGGGGCAUUUCUUUUCGCCAUUUUCGGGAUGAGCGUCAUACUAAGCAUUCUUCUCGUGUAUGCUACUUAUGAGAAAGACAGAGUAAUGCUGCGUCUAUACAACAUAUAUGCAGUGGCAACAGCAAUGGCGACGGUCAUACCCCUUGCUCUUUUGUUAUACAUGCAUGAAUAUUUUGCCGCCACUGUUGCUUUCCUCGGUAUUGUUCUGCAGAGCUACGUGAUUAUCCUAGUGAGAAGCGAAGUACUAAAUUUGGAGAAGAUCGCGAGAAGGAAAAACGUGGAGCCACCAUUUCCUGAAGACGGACUCGUGGAUAUUCCUGAUAGAGAACUUCUUAUAUAAAAACUGAUUGCUGGACCGGGUGCACAGGUGGACGCCCGCGGGAUAGUCGGUCGUGACUUACUCUCCACAGCCCAUUGUCUGGAGCGUUCAUUGAAAUAAUAUGGGGCAAUGUUAAGUGGACGCGGCAGACGUUUUGUUGCAAAUUGGCGAUUUUGCAAUCUACUCCGAUAUUUGGCAACGCAAGAUGGUCCGUUUGGACGAUUCACAGAAACUUCCUACGUCUCACGACACCAUUAUCGUUCGUUUGUUUUUGCAGUCGUUGAUUUAAUUAAGUUCGAAAUCAUGAUACUGCAAUGUGUCGCGCUUUUUUAUUCUUUUAACCACAUCUCCAUUUAAACAUGUGUUUCAUGAUCUAAUUAAUUGUUUUUUGAAACAACCAUGUAGGUAUUCCGCAGAGGGAGCCGAGGGCGUUUCUAGUAAGGUAAUAAUUUCGGUCGUAUCAUUACUAUAAUUUGCUAUGUAUUUAUUACAAGUUAUUCACGAAUGGGCGGCAGCUGGCAUUCGGCUGAGAAAAGCCUGAAAAGCCGCAAACUGUCUGCACAGACGCACGACUGCUCGACAAUUGUGUGCUUGAAGGACGAAGCGAUCUUAUCUGUUAUAAGUCUUUUAUAAGCCAUUUUUAUCGUGCAUUAAUUCCAGACGUGCUUUCAAAAUAUAAAUAUAUAAGUAAUUAAUUAUAUAAGUACCAGCCCAAUAGACACCUGAGGCAUUUUGUAUUAAACGUUAAAGGGUUUUGUUUUAUUAUAAAUUCCAACAGUCUAUCGAUUUUAUCAUUAGUUAAUUUCAUAUACAACGUAUUCAGCAUUUAUCUCUAAAGAAGUAAAUCUAAAGUAAAAUAUGAAAUUCUAGCGACAAAUCAGAGUGCUUCUAGUUAGGUAAUGUUGCAUAAAAAUUAAGACCAUUUUGCUCUUCAUAUUAAUUAACCAAAUUACUUAAUGGCGACAAUUAAGAGUCGCGAAUAUUCUACGACAAAUGGCGUCAGGCGGCCAUUUUUUUUUAAAUCUAGGAACUGGAACUUUCGCCUGGGACGGAUUAAGGUAAUAAGAUACUAUGUGAUUACUCUAACCGCAAGAUAAGGUAUUUUCCGUUAAUUUGAUGUCACUAAAGUUCGUUAGAAAACACUUGAAAGCUCACUUUAUUUUUAUUCGUAUCAAUUGGGCUAAUUUUAAAAAAUGGUUAUA
Molecule: messenger RNA, 1768 nt
Organism: Hyposmocoma kahamanoa
Lineage: Eukaryota; Metazoa; Arthropoda; Insecta; Lepidoptera; Cosmopterigidae
Exons: 5
Coding region: 84-587 (167 amino acids)
Source: RefSeq, a predicted model, not a curated record